AUGCCGAAGCCUUCGGACAACUUGAAAACUUUGCGCCGCUACAGCACUUGCAUCUUCGAGGAUCUCGUCACUCCGGAACGGCAACGUGCUAUCGACCGAUGCAUCGAGCAGAACGAACGCGUCAUGCACUUCCUGCAGGAGACCGCAGAGUCGAACCCUCAUCCCAACCGGCCAAUGGUGGUCGAUUUCAACCUCGCGCUGGCUGCAUUGAAGGAAUCAUGGGCGCUCCUCGACGAUGCUGCCAGAGCAGAUGUGCAGGGUCAGCGGUGGAAGACCGCCAGGCUGCUUGUCGCCGCUGCAGAGUUCAGCGACCGUGCGCGCAGUUACCAAAAGCUUAUACAGACGGAGGACCCUCAGCGCUCGGGGGAGAGCAUUCAGAGCAGCAGCUCAAGCUCAUGA
Molecule: messenger RNA, 399 nt
Organism: Peniophora sp. CBMAI 1063
Lineage: Eukaryota; Fungi; Basidiomycota; Agaricomycetes; Russulales; Peniophoraceae
Source: the annotation of a GenBank genome assembly